Molecule: messenger RNA, 1197 nt
Organism: Parnassius mnemosyne (clouded apollo)
Lineage: Eukaryota; Metazoa; Arthropoda; Insecta; Lepidoptera; Papilionidae
Source: the annotation of a GenBank genome assembly
AUGAACUUCAAAAUAGUAGCGACUGUAGAGAAUGGAGAAAGAAAGCUUAUCAUAGUACCGUGCUUAUGGGAGACGAAUGGCGAAUUAAGAUGUCCAAAAGAACGAGCCGACAUCAUAAGAUUAGUCAAGGACAAAAACUCAAGACCUCUGCCUGACUGGCGCAUAACCGAAUGUGUUGUUAAACUGUCAUCUAUACCAUCUUAUGAACAAGCAGAAAAAGAGCUGCGGAACAUGCGCCAGCACCGCGAUGCGGACGUUAACAGUAGAAGAGAAGAACAUGUUGUGAAUCAUCAAGAGAGAACACCAAACUCGGUUACAGCAACUGCAAACCCCACGUCGAUACCUCUAGUAACGACACUGACAGUCGAAAAUAUUAAUGAGCAUGAGUUUGAGUACAUAGAUUGUAAGAAUAAUUUACCUACGACUUCAGUACAAACUCAGGAAAUCACAAAUACGAACCACGUUAUGGAAUACCUGAAAGUUAUUUCAGAUAGCCAAUACAACAUGGCACAAACAUUAAAUCUUGUAGUAGAUAAUCAAAAGAAACUUUUUCAUAAGCUUGCAAAUCUAUCUGUGCAAAUCAAGGACGUAAAUUCAAAGCGUGAUCAAAUUAAUAAAACACCUAUAACAUUGAGCGAAUCUACCGCAACUGAAAGAGAUGGUUUUAUAAUAAAACCCAUUGAAUCAGUUAGAGAGCUAGAAGAAAUGGAAUCGAUGUUAUCUGAUAAUACACACAAGUGUAAACUAAUGCAGCAAUAUUCACUGGUAUGUUCACAAUCAGAAGGAAAGGGAGUAACAUGUGCGUAUAAAAUGUUGGACUUAUUUUUCUCCAGAGAAUUUUUGUGUAAGUGUUCGUGGACGGGCGGCAGUAGGAGUGACGAAUUAAAAAUUGGAUUUAAAGGCUACAAAAAUAUACUCCAAUUUUACUUUGAAUUGAUAAAUUCCUGGGAUUCGACUUACACGAUGCAAGACAAUGAAAACUUUUUCAAAGUUAUUUUGAAAAACUCUGCAAAGAGAAAGCUCCACAAGAAUAUAAGAGCUUCAACAAAACGAACGAGAGCAAAAAAAGCUGUUAUUGUAAAGAAACAUCAAAAUCAAAUAGAAGGAAAUCACGCAGUAAGUCAACAUGAAUUAGAAAUAAGUGAAAGUCAACAAAGGAAUGAAACAAGACAACAGAUCUUCGCAGGACAGGAAUGA